Messenger RNA from Carassius gibelio (silver crucian carp), 2469 nucleotides. RefSeq names its product zinc finger TRAF-type containing 1 (gene zftraf1). Bases 1 to 1149 code for a protein of 382 amino acids. Gene Ontology annotation, cellular component: nucleus. The record is from RefSeq and is a predicted model, not a curated record. Gene Ontology annotation, molecular function: zinc ion binding. The transcript is spliced from 4 exons. Lineage: Eukaryota; Metazoa; Chordata; Actinopteri; Cypriniformes; Cyprinidae.
AUGUCUUCGAUGGAAGAGCGGAUGGAAUUAGGCGUCGCGGCCGCGCCAGGCUCCUCAUCUUCGGGUCUGGGUGUCGGUCCUGUGGGGGGCGCCCUGGACGCUGGCCCGGGCAGCGCAGGACUGGCAGGUAUCCAGGAGGAGUCCGGUGUGCGGAGAGACGGCGCUGGUUCCGAGCCCGACCCGGACGCGCCGCCCAAGAAGCGCGUGAGGCUGCAGGAAGGAGAAGCGGGGAAGCUCGAGGAGCGCCUGUACUCUGUGCUGUGCUGCACGGUGUGUCUGGACCUGCCUAAAGCCUCGGUGUACCAGUGUACAAAUGGGCACCUGAUGUGCGCAGGCUGCUUCAUCCACCUGCUUGCUGACGCGCGUCUAAAAGAGGAGCAGGCCACGUGUCCCAACUGCCGCUGUGAGAUCAGUAAGAGUCUGUGUUGCAGGAACCUAGCGGUGGAGAAAGCCGUGAGUGAACUGCCUUCUGAGUGCAGCUACUGCCUCAAACAGUUCCCUCGCUCCAGCCUCGAGCGCCAUCAAACAGAGGAGUGCCAGGACAGAGUGACGCAGUGCAAGUACAAGCGGAUUGGCUGCCCGUGGAAGGGUCCGUUCCAUGAGCUCAGCGCUCAUGAGGCAGAGUGUUCCCACCCAUCCAAAACCGGCAUGGAGCUGAUGGGCAUCCUGGACGAGAUGGACCAGAGCCAUCGCAGAGAGCUACAGCUCUACAACAGCAUCUUUAGCCUGCUGUGCUUUGAGAAGAUCGGUUUUACAGAGGUUCAGUUCCGGCCGUACCGCACCGACGACUUCAUCACGCGACUUUACUAUGAGACACCGCGCUUCACAGUGUUAAACCAGACCUGGGUGCUGAAGGCACGGGUCAACGACUCAGAGCGCAACCCCAACCUGUCCUGCAAACGCACGCUGUCCUUCCAGCUCAUCCUGAAGAGCAAAGUGAACUCUGCCCUGGAGUGCUCUUUCCUGCUCCUGAAGGGCCCGUACGAUGAUGUGAAAAUCAAACCUGUCAUCCAGCACCACGUCUUCUCCAACGACGCCAAUGAAACAGAGUACGCCCUGCUGCCCAUCAGCGACAGCGUGGAGUGCAACAAGCUGCUGGCUGCCAAAAACAUCAACCUCCGCCUCUUCAUCUUUCAGAUCCAGAAAUAGAGGCACGAGACGACAGAUGGAAGAAACGGAUCAGAAGACAGUAGGAGGAAGAGGGGAUGGUGUGAACAAAGAAGAAGCAAAGAGGGGAGACGAGCACCACAGAACCACAGAUACCUCUACGGGAGCAAAAGAAGGAUGAAUACGACCCAUCAGUACUGCAGUAGAUUGUUUGUUUGUGUGCGAGUGUGUGUGUGUGUGUGUGUGUGUUGUUGCUGGUUAGCUUUCAGACCCUCUACGGCCAAAACGAAGUUAACAGUUUCACCCAACACCCUGCAGAGUGGGACAGGCCGGAAUGAACAACACCAAGAGUCUGAGACUGUAUUUGUGUGUUUUUUUGGGCCUGUUUGUGUGGAUGUCAAGUCAGUGAAGACCAACAAAGAUGAGUGAUGUAAGGAACAAGGCCGAGCGAGCGCUAGAGAUAGAGACCGGUGUAGUGCAGCCAAUCAUUCAGGCAGCGUUCAACUCUGCGUUUGUUUGUUUUCACUCAGUUUUCAGACCUUCCUCUCGAGGCUUACCCACACACGCUGCGGCACAGUGGCCACAACUGCUUUAAGUGUAUUUUUGUAUCUGAAGGUGGCCAUUUUCAUUGAAGCGCUGCAGUACAGUCAAGCUGAACAAAAUGGCUGCUGAACCCACAACCCGAAAAAUGCGAUUUGCAUGUUUUUAGUUUUUCAGUGUGCUCUCUGGAACCGGUUUUAGUUGCGUAGCAUCACAGCCUUGUAAUCUAACUUAGGUUUGACCUUAUUAACACAUUUAUUUAUUAACCUGUGAAUCUUGCCUUUUCCCCCCUUCCUGUGAAUUUUCCUCAUUAUCUUGUCCUGUUCAACCCCCCUGGUUUGUGAACACAGGUACUCACUUCAUGAUGUCAUUGGCUUAUAGAUAUUUAUAUUUAUUGCUUUUAUUUAACCUGUAUUAAUUCAUGAGGUAACAGACAUUUCUCACUCACUGCGAGACUGGAAAGAUCUGAUUUUGAGCCAUUGUUAUAAACCCCUUCCCUUUUUCCACCCUCAUCCACAUAAACACUCGCACACACACACAAAAAAACCUUCUUUCAUACCUUCAUUAAACACACACACACACAGAAAGCUGGGGGUUACGAAAGAGCCAAUGGGGUAAUCGGAUCUCAGUUCGGAUGAAAGUGGCUGUGACUUAGUUUUGACAUACUUGAAUUGAUGAACGACAGAACUACAAACAGUUUAGCUGAUCUAGGAGAGACUCACUUCUGAUUAGAGUUUAGUUUAAACUGUUUCUGCAUUCAAAAGCUUUUAAUUCUCACUCUGGCUGUAUAUGUGCCUUUCUAUUAAAGCUCAUUUAAACAUG